Molecule: messenger RNA, 418 nt
Organism: Saprolegnia diclina VS20
Lineage: Eukaryota; Oomycota; Saprolegniomycetes; Saprolegniales; Saprolegniaceae
Product: ribonuclease HII
Exons: 2
Coding region: 119-301 (60 amino acids)
Molecular function (GO): RNA-DNA hybrid ribonuclease activity; nucleic acid binding
Source: RefSeq, a predicted model, not a curated record
UGCUAUCAAAUACGCAGUCCACAUCAAUCCACCGGCGCGCAUCGACGACAUCAACAUUCUCCAGGUAAACAGACCCAAUGCGAUAGCGACAACACCAUUCUAGGCGACGCUCGAGUCCAUGCGCAAGUGCGUCGAGGACCUCCCGAUGCCGGUCGACUAUGCGCUCAUCGACGGCAAACGCAUGCCAACACUCGACGUCGACGGCGAGACCGUCGUCAAAGGGGAUGGGCGCGUCUACUCGAUCGCAGCUGCCUCCGUCAUUGCCAAGGUAGACUCGUCAAUCUACGGCAGCCGCCGUUGACAAUUGCUAGGUCACGCGAGACCGCCUUAUGGUCGCCUACGACAAGGUACCACUUGUACACAAGUAUGCCCACCGUCGUGUUGAAGGUCGCAUAGUACGUCACCGCGGGUGGAGCGU